AUGUUUAGACAUUUAAGUAAAUCAAUCAAGUGGCAAUUGGAUAGAGCAAUGAUAUUUAGUAUUGCGGGCCAUAUUGCUUCGGCUAUAAUACCAGUAACUAGUAUAAUUGCUGUUCCAUCAGCUGCACAACAUUUUCCACAACAAAAAAUACAUCCACAAGAAGAAUGGGGUCCGUUAGCAUCGACUCUUCUUCGUGCUUCUUUUACCGGUCAAAUGCUUAUUCCAUCAGCAAAUUUAAGUUCUUUAAAUCAAAGUAAUGAUGAUGAUGAUGAUGAUGGUGAAAAUAAUUAUCAGCCAUCGAAACCACGAACAAGUAUUGGACGAAUGGAUGCAAGUACAGAUGAAGAUGAAAGUGAUGAAGAUGGACAUAGACGUCAGAGAACAGCUCAAUCAACUGCUGUUAGAAGUACUUCAUCUCGAUCAGCAUCAUUGUCCGAUGCUGAAAAACGUCUUUUUGGUCAUAUUACAAAUGAUGAAGUUGAACAUGGUCUUAGUUCAACAAUACGUUCAGAUACUAAGCAACCACAAAACGCUGAAUCAUCACAAUCGACAUCAACAGCGACAACAACUAAUGAUAAAGAAUUAAAACGAGCAACUGUUACUAUUACACGACAACAGGUACCUAACUUAAUUUUAAAUCCAGCACCCAGUCAAUCAGGUCCAACAUCUGCUAGAAGUAAUAGUCAAAUAGAUGGUAUUGAUGGUGAAGCGAGAUCAAUAACGACAGCACGUUCAUCUCUUAAUGAAAGUACAACAGUACCAAUUAGUGCUCGUUCUGUUUCAUUUAAAGAACCUGUUAUUUAUGAAUAUGAUUCGCCAUCAUCUACUACUAUUACUACUGUUAAUCGCGGAUCUGUUCUAGAUAAAAUCGUAAUUCCACCACCGGAAGAAUAUCAACAAAAUUCUUAUGAACUUGAAAAACGUAAUCAAUUAUUGAAUGAUGAAAUUCAACAAUUACGAUUAAACAAUCAAAAUCUUCAAAAACAACAAGAAGAAUUACUUAAUCGUUUACAAACAUCACAAAAGCUCUCUCAACGAGAAUUAAAUGAUCUACUAAAACAAAGUGGACAUGAUCAAACAAAAAAUCUUGAAAAUUUAAAUCAAACAUUACAAAAUCGUUGUGAUCAAUUACAAAAUGAAUUAAUUUCACUAAGAGAACAUUAUGCACAAGAUCAAGGACAAUCAAGUGCAACAGAACUUAAAAAUGAAAAUCAUUUUCUUAAAGAUUAUAUUCAUCGUUUAAAUGCUGCUACUAGUGAAUAUCAAACACUUCAUCCACCAGAUGCAUUAAGAACAGAUAUGAAUGUUCGUAUUUGUUAA
Messenger RNA from Adineta steineri, 1320 nucleotides. Lineage: Eukaryota; Metazoa; Rotifera; Eurotatoria; Adinetida; Adinetidae. The record is from the annotation of a GenBank genome assembly.